CAAUAAAUAUUUUUUUUUUUCAUUUUUAAUUCAUUAUUAAUAAGCAAUAUAAAUAAAAAUAAUUUUUAAUAAAUAUAUAGAAUAAUAAUAAUAAUAAUAAUAAUAUUUUUCAUUGCAUAAUAAAUUAUUUAUUUCUUUUUACUUUGUAAUAUAUAAAUAUCAAUAUAAAUAUAAAUUCAUAUAAAAAUGGGUUGUUCAGGUUCAAAACAAACACAAACUAUGGGUCACCAUGGUGGAUCAUCCUCCUCAUCAAGCGCACCUAGAUUCCAAGCUAUCAAAGAUAAUUAUCAAACAUUAGGUGAAGUACAAGAUGCUCUUCGUAAAGCUGGUUUAGAAUCUUCAAAUUUGAUUCUUGGUAUCGAUUAUACUAAAAGUAAUACAUGGAAUGGUAAAAAUACUUUUGGUGGAAAAUGUUUACAUGAUAUUUCAACAGCAGUAAAGAAUCCAUAUCAAGAAGCUAUUGAAAUUAUCGGUGAAACUUUAUCACCAUUCGAUGAUGAUAAUCUUAUUCCAGUAUUUGGUUUUGGUGAUAUUAGAACAGGAGAUAAAACAGUAUUCAAAUUCUCUGAAGUUCCUUUAUACGGUUAUCAAGAAAUUAUAAAUAAAUAUAACGAAAUUACACCUUUAGUUUCAUUAUCAGGUCCAACUUCAUUCGCUCCGAUCAUCAGAGAGGCCAUCAAUAUUGUAGCCGCUUCAAAACAAUAUCAUAUUUUAGUUAUUAUUGCCGAUGGUGAAGUUACAGCUAUUAAAGAAACCACUCAAGCCAUUAUAGAUGCAUCAAACUAUCCCUUAUCAAUUUUAAUUGUUGGUGUUGGUGAUGGUCCAUGGGAUUUAAUGGAAAAAUAUGAUGAUGAAUUACCACAACGUAAAUUUGAUAAUUUACAAUUCGUUCCAUUCCACAAAACUAUGUUAAGAGCAGAGGAUAGAAGAAUUACCUUUGCCGUUGCAGCUCUCCAAGAAAUUCCAGAACAAUUUCAAUCUAUUAAAAAACUUGGUUUACUUUAAACCUAUAAAUAGUUUGUUUAUUUAACAAUUUUUUUUAAAAAUUUUUUUUUUUUUUCAUAUUUUUUUUUUAUGUACAUAAUUAUCAAAAAAAAAAAAAAAUAAAAAAAAUAAAAUCAUCGUUGGUAGAAUCUAAUAUUAUUUAUUAGAUGAAGC
This is a messenger RNA of Dictyostelium purpureum, 1158 nucleotides long. RefSeq lists its product as uncharacterized. Lineage: Eukaryota; Evosea; Eumycetozoa; Dictyosteliales; Dictyosteliaceae. The record is from RefSeq and is a predicted model, not a curated record. The transcript has 3 exons. Bases 187 to 1005 code for a protein of 272 amino acids.